GCAAGGUGCAGGGAAACUUGGCUCUCGGUGAAGCAGGGUCAUGAAGAAGAGGCGGUGGCGGGAGGAAGGAGGAGGUGGUGGGGGCGUGAAACUGCGGUAGCUGCCGGCCGGGCUGGUGCGGGUGCUCUGUGGGGAGGGCUUGGUUCCGAAAGCCUCUCUCGGGGCCGCGGCCGGGGCUCGGGGCUGAGCGCGGCGCCGGGGCCGCCUCCCCGGGCCCCCUGGCUCCGCCAUGUUCCGCCGGGCACGCCUGAGCGUGAAGCCGAAUGUCAGGCCUAGUGUGGGCGCUAGAGGCUCCGGCGCCGCCGCCCCGCAGCGUGGACCCGAGCCUGCUCGGCCCCCGGAGCCCGCGGCGCCCGCGGCCCCGCCGCCAGCCGAGCCCGCGGAGGAGGCGCCGGCGGAUUUCGGGGGAGCGGAGCCCCAGGAGCAGGCUCCCAGGAGCAGUGAUGAAAAGACCGAUGGUGAGAAUGAUGUUGUUGAAGAAUCCAGUAAAUCUUCCUCUAUUGUUUCACAGAGAAGAAAGCGAGUAUCAAGUACUUCUAGUGUGGUUAAGCCUAAUGUCAGUGUUCCUUCAGAAUCUCAGCCCUUGUCUACAGUUAACUCAGAAGCUCCUACACCAAGCCCGGUUCCAACAGCAGAGAAACAGCCAUGCUCAGAUAGAUAUCGGAUAUAUAAAGCCCAGAAACUGAGAGAAAUGUUAAAAGAAGAACUGAGAAAGGAGAAGAAACAAUGGAAAAACAAGUACGCCACAAGUGAAAGUCAGAGGCCUCCAGAUCGUUCAAAAAUGACCAUGAGAGACUUCAUAUAUUAUCUGCCAGAUAAUAAUCCAAUGACUUCUUCACUGGAGCAAGAAAAGAGAACGGAAAAGUCCUUGACAACAGUCCAGAGCAAAGAGCAAGAAAGUAAGAACCCUCCUGAUACUGAAGAUAAUGAAGACAUAGAAGAAGAGGCGGAUGAUGGGCCGUUGCUUGUUCCUCGAGUAAAAGUGGCAGAAGAUGGUUCUAUUAUUUUGGAUGAAGAAAGUUUAACUGUAGAAGUGUUAAGGACAAAAGGCCCCUGUGUUGUUGAAGAAAAUGACCCCAUAUUUGAGCGUGGCUCUACAACUACGUAUUCCAGCUUUAGGAAAAACUAUUAUUCCAAACCGUGGUCAAAUAAAGAAACAGAUAUGUUCUUUUUAGCCAUCAGCAUGGUGGGAACUGACUUUUCUAUGAUCGGACAGCUUUUUCCUCACAGAGCAAGGAUAGAAAUUAAGAAUAAAUUUAAGCGUGAAGAGAAAACCAAUGGAUGGAGGAUUGAUAAAGCAUUUCAGGAAAAGCGUCCUUUUGACUUCGAUUUUUUUGCUCAUUUGCUUCAGAAAGUUCUUGCUGAAGAAGAGAAAAGAAAACAAAAGUCUGUAAAAAGUCAGCCUUUAAGGGAGAAGAAAUCUUCUAAACCACAGAAAAAUGUGAAAGCGAAGAAAGUUACCAGUGAAGGAGUCAGUGAUGAUCCUGAUGAGUCUGUAGGCACUAAAGUUUCAGACACAGAAGGACUUCAGAAAGAUGCUCAGACAAUUGAAGAACAGUCUUCAGCAUCAUCGGAGCAGGAUUUGGAACAGGGUACAUCAGAGUCAGACCUAAAUCAAAACAAAAGGAGAAAGAAGAAUCGGGAUGAAAGUGGCAAACAGGCAGUCAAAAAUCAAUUAGAAAAUACCACUGCUCAGCCAGUGCCUUCUGAAGAAGAGAAACAGGAUGAUAAAUGUCAGCCUUUAAGGCCUGAGAUAAGUGAAGAUGAUGGCAAUAAGGAGCAUGUGCUUUUCUGCAAUCAGAACUCAGAAGACAUCGAUUUCUCCACUGAAAAAGCUGAGAAAAGAACUGAUCCUAUUCUUUCUUCAAGUAGUCAGCAGGAUGCCACGUCAGUCAGAGGUGAGACCUUGGAAUCAUGUGCUGUAGAUUCCCCUCCACCAGACAUCGAUGUGGGAGCCUUGUGUGCGCUCAGCCUUGCUGAGGGUAGUUCUACAGAAAAAAGAACUGUGGAUGUAGAAAGUAAAACUCUGGAAGCUGAUCAAGUAGAAAAUGUUAAACCCAAAGUGAGAGGACGACUCCAGAGACCUAAACCCAAUUUAUCAAGGGCAGUUGGGAAGAAACCAGUUCUUACACAAAGCAAAACACUUGCAGAGAGCAAGAGUUUGCAUCCAGAAACUUCCGUUGAAAAGAGUAACAUGGAGAAGGAUGAAGUGAAUACAGCUGACAUUUCUGUAAUGGAGAAUACAACAGAGGUGAAGGAUGCAGAUGCUGAGGCUGUAUCUAAUUCGAGUGAAAAAAUUUGUCCGCAGGAAGAUGACGAACCAAAGGUUUUCAGACCUGCACGACUAUUAAGAGGACGAUUGCAAAGGCCGAAGCCAAAUAUAAGUAAAGCUGCUGAAAGAAAAGAGACUCCAGCGUCACAGGAUAAAAAUGGGGCUAAUGUAGAAAAGAGUGAAAUUCAAUCCUGUGCUGAUAGAAAUACUCCCGAGCAAGUAGAUGACAAGUCAUGUAAAAAUUUUGAAUGUGAAAAUGUCGUGUCACAACCUGAGAAAAAUGAUUCUUCUCAGAAUAUACAAUUAGAUGACCAUGCGGCUCCUAAUGAAUGUCUGAGUAGUAUUCAAGAGGAUAGUACAUCAAACAUAUUCAAACAAGUUCCAAUUCUAAAGACUCGAUUUCAGAAACCAAAGCCAAAUAUAGGAAGAGGAACUAGAAAAAGAGAAAUGUUCUCUAAGGAGGAGGUAGCAGAGGAGAUUCUUGCCUCUGAGAAAAUGACAGCAGCUUUGAGAGAAAUUGCAAGACUGGAAAUCUCACCAAGGGAGGAGGUACCCGUGGAGGUUGAUAAUACUCAAGAAAUAAAUUCUUGUUUAAAAGAAUCUGGAAGAAGAGAUAUAUCUCCCAAGGAGAAGAUUGCAGAGACAGUUGACACCACUGAAGAAAUGGAAACAGAUUUGAAAGAAACUGGAAUGGAGAUUUCAUCAAGUCAGACAGUAGCAGAGGUGACUGAAGUCAUCGAGGAAGAAGAGUUAGGUUUCAAAGAAACUGAAGUAGAGAUUUCACCAAGUGAAUCAGUACCUGAGAUGACUGAAAUCAAUGAGGAAAAAGAGUCACGUUUGAAAGAAACUGGGGUAGAGAUUUCACCAAGCAAGACAAUAUCAGAGAUGACUGAUGUCAUUGAAGAAAAAGAGUCAGAUUUGAAAGAAAUUGUAGAAGAGAUUACACCAUAUCAGAGGAUAGCAGAGAUGAUAGAAAUCACUGAGGAAGAAAAGUCAGAUUUGAAAGAAACUGGAGAAGAGAUUACACCAUGUCAGAGGAUAGCAGAGAUGAUAGAAAUCACUGAGGAAAAAGAAUCAGAUUUGAAAGAAACUGGAGAAGAGAUUACACCAUGUCAGAGGAUAGCAGAGAUGAUAGAAAUCACUGAGGAAAAAGAGUCAGAUUUGAAAGAAACUGGAGAAGAGAUUACACCAUGUCAGAGGAUAGCAGAGAUGAUAGAAAUCACUGAGGAAAAAGAGUCAGAUUUGAAAGAAACUGGAAAAGAGAUUACACCAUGUCAGAGGAUAGCAGAGGAAAUCACUGAGGAAAAAGAGUCAGAGUUGAAAGAAACUACACCAGAGAUUAGAGAAGAGAUUACACCAUGUCAGAGAAUAGCAGAGGAAAUCACUGAGGAAAAAGAGUCAGAUUUGAAAGAAACUGGAGAAGAGACUACACCAUGUCAGAGGAUUGCAGAGAUGAUAGAAAUCACUGAGGAAAAAGAGUCAGGUUUGAAAGAAACUGGAGAAGAGACUACACCAUGUCAGAGGAUUGCAGAAAUGAUAGAAAUCACUGAGGAAAAAGAGUCAGAUUUGAAAGAAACUGGAGAAGAAAUUACACCAUAUCAAAGGAUAGAGAUGAUUGGAAUCACCGAGGAGAAAGAGCUAGAUUUGAAAGAAACUGGAGAAAUGAUUACACCAUAUCAGACUAUAGAAAUGGUUGAAAUCACUGAGGAAAAUGAGUCAGAUUUGGAAGAAACUGGAGAUGAGAUUAUACCAUAUCAGAGGAUAGCAGAGAUGAUAGAAUUCUCUGAGGAAAGAGAGACAGAUAUGAAAGAAAUUGAAGAGAUCACACCAUUUCAGAUAGCAGAGAUGAUAGAAAUCACUGAGGAAAGAGAGACAGAUAUGAAAGAAAUUGAAGAGAUUACACCAUGUCAGAGGAUAGCAGAGGAGAUUGAAAUCACUGAGGAAAGGGAGACAAAUUUAGACGAAACUAAAAGAAAAGAAAUACCUCCAAAUGAAGGAGUCUCAAAUGAGGUCAACACAAUUGGUGAAGUAGAGACAGAUUUGAGGGGAACUGAAAAAGAAAUUUCCCUAACGGAAAGGCCACUGGUGGGGAUCAGUGCCAUAGGGGAAAGGGAGGUUUUUAUGAAAGAAACUGGAAAAGGAGAUAUGUCCUUGAUGGAGAAAAUACCAGGAAAGGGGACUGGCACUGCGGAAAGGAAGGCAGAUUUGAAAGAAACUCAAGAGGACAUUUUCUUCAUGAAAAGCAGAUCAGAAGAAACUGGUGCUGCUGAGGAAAUGGUGGCAGAUUUAAAACCAGUGAGACCUGUAGAUGUUUCUUUAAGGGAAAAUAAAACCGAGGAGACUGGUACCUUAAGACAAACUGAGAGAGACCUGACACAGGACAGUUGUGACCGCAGCGCCAGUCCUUCUCUGAAUGCCAGUAACAUUAGCAGUGAACUUCUUCCCAUGGUACAAACUUCUGUAGAAGUAAAAACAAGUUCUGAAAUGGAAAUGUCAAGUUCAGUGCACUCUUUGCAAAUUUUGGACUACAGUAUAAUAGAAGAUCAAGGGAUGCACUCUACAGAUAUUCAAGAGCAGUUUUCAGAUGUUAAUAUAAGCACAUCGCUUCCUGAAGAGCAGAAGCCAGCUGAAGUUAAGCCGGCACCUUUUGUGAGGAGCCGAUUUAAAAGACCAAAACCAAACUUGGCAAGAGCAGCUUUGAAAAGAGAGACCCUGGCAGCAAAAACACCUGUUCCUGGGAAGAAAUUGGAAACUGCUAGAACAGAGGGUGUAGUGCUGGCACAGAGCACGGUCCUGUCUGAGCAGCAGGAUGUGGCUCCUCUCACGACAUCAGGAGAGAAAGACGAGUCAUGUCCCAGGGAGGGGGCCGAUGGGGCACUGCCUGGCAUGCACCCUGAGCGGGAUCUUGUGCCGACAAGUUCUGGUGGAUCUAAAGAGGAGGCUGAGUCUGCGCCAACCUGGGAAGAGGAUGUCGCUGUUUCCCUGGGAACUCAGAGUACAAACAGUUUGCAACAAGAGAUAAAGGAAAACACAACUCAAAGUGCUGUUCCAGUGAGGGGCCGGCUUCAGAGACCCAGACCAAACCUCAGAAAGGCUGGGCAGAGGCAGGUAGCAGCAGGAGUUGAAGCCAGAGGUGGGACACUUGAGGAUCGAAGAACAACAUUACAAAAAGAGGAAGCAGAAAAGAAAUUGCUAGAUGCGGCAAAUUCUCAGCUUGGAAUUGAAAUUGAAGUUGUAUCCUCCAAAAUUUCAGAAUGCAGAAUGAAUGAUAUUUUAGAUGAACAGAAAAGUCACGAGCAUAAAGCACAUGUUCCUAGUCCAGCACCGUUGGUAAGAAGGCAGUUCCAAAAGGUUAAGCCAAAUCUGGGACGAGCACAUGGCAAGAGAGAGGAGCGCUGUCCAGGAAAAGGCAGGGCUGGUCAGAGCCAGGCGAGGGAGCCAGUAGAGAAUUGGCUGCAGCAAGGAAAUUCUGACACCCAGCUGCUUGAAAAAGACAAGUUUGAGCUUCAGACUUCUCACGAGAUUUCAGCAAGAAAGGAUGGUGUAGUAGGUUCCACAGAGCCUGGUUUGACCAGGAAAGGUGCUCAGUCAGAAGUUAGGCCAUCAGCGAGUAUUGGAGAAAGAACUGUAGGGGAUAAUCCUGUGUCUUCCAUUAUUAAAGAGCAGCAUCUCAAUAAACCACCCAGUUGUCCACAGCUCUUAAAAGAGUCAAGUUAUUCUAAAACUGCUUUGGAUCGAAGAACAGCAAGCUCUUCUAUCUCUGAGCGCGAAAUAGAUCAGAGUGAAAGGAGAAUGCACAGAAAGAUCAAAUCAAAUGCUGCUAGAGGGCGUGGAUCAAAACGGGUGCGGAGUAAGGCCCCUAAGAAGGAACCUCGAACUUCAAAGGCCAUGCUGGUGACGCUUCGUGCUUCCCAGGAAGAAGAGGAUGAUGAUGUUGAUGAUUUGGACCUUGACUAUGAAGAAGAAAGCUAUCAUCUUGCUCCUGAAGAAGUGAACAAAGCGCCGGUAUUCGUGCCCAUUGGUCUCAGAUCUCCUGAACCCGUUACUGCUCAGAUCGAAGAAACAAUGGAAGAGCUUGAAAUAACCAUGGAUGUCCCAGAUGUUGGAUGUAUAACAGUUGUUGAACAGGAGCUGCUAAACGUAGAAGUGAAUCCUCAGGAAGUGAAACAAGAUGUCAGUGAGAAUAUGCUAACAGUUGAAAUAACCACAAGUGAACACACCCAAAAUGAAGCAGGGCCCAGUGACGGGAACGCUGAAGCUGCCGUAGCCUUGCUCACAGUGGGAGACGUGCUGCUGCAGUCCCAGAUCAGCGUGGAGCAGGGCCAAGUAGGAAUAUGUGUACUUCCUGAUGUUCAGUCAAGGGAUAAAAACCAUAUUCCUUUUAGCCCAGAUCAUGUAAAUCACAGCAUUGUGCACGAAUGCCAGGACCUUUCUUCACCUGUGACUACUACAUCUUCCUCAUCAUUGAAAGAAAACAAGAUUGUACUGGAUGGGCAAAGUACUACAGAAAAAAUUGAAUUAAUGGAGGAAGCAAAGGAAGAAACUCUUUCAAACAGGAAUACAGCUUCUGAAGUGACCAAUAAUUUGAAAAUGAGAAGUAGAUUUGCCAAACCUAAGGUAAAUCUUACGAAGAUUUUAGGGACCAAUAGUGUUGGUGCUCAUCCUAAUUUGUCUGGAACCAAAGGGGAAGAAGAGGAAAUUCACAGAGAAACUGAGAAAAGUGCUUCUGAUACGGCAGAAUUAGAAGAGAACCUUGAAGCAGUCACAGCAGCAGAAAGCUGGGAGCAAAGCAGAUUGGCAGAUGUGAUCGGUGUCCAGGGGUCCCUGGAGCAUGGGAACCUGACUGAGAGGAAUGAAGAUCAGGAGGUGGAGCACCAGCAGGCUCAGAUACUUUCAGUUGCUCCAGUUGUUUCCUCGGAUCCAAGCUGUUCCCCGCUCACACUUGGCUUGAGUGAGGCUCUCAGUGAGAGUCCCACAGAUGCGCCACCGGCCCAGGGCUCAGAGGGCUGCAGUGUGCUCACGCUCCAUGUGCCAGAGUGUAUAUCAACUAGUAUUCCGGAAAUCCAAGAAGAGAAUGUAAUCGGUUCUCAAGAUCUAACAGUGAAUGUCAUUGCUGCUGAUGUACAACAAGAUAAUGAAGAUGAACAUACAUUCAUCUUAACUCUGGUGGAAAUCCCAGCCAAUGAAGUGGAAGAGUUUGCUGACACAACCACCCAGUUGAUGCCCAACCCUUUACUUCCAGCACCCAUCUUGCUCAAGUCAGUGAAUAACGAAGAAACGGGUGACAUGAGUAUGAAUUUCCCAGUAACUCCCAUCAGUCAGGAUGCCAUGUGUUUAUCUGACUCUGGAGGAGAAUCUGAAAAGCCUCCGGCCAACUUGGAUGUAUCAAGGAAGAGAUUUCAUUGUAGCCUUGAUGAGAGUGACAGUGUUCCUCCUGCCAAGAAAAGUUCAUUUGCUUCAGUGGAUAAUUGUGAGAAAUAUUCCUCUGAGGUGUGUUCAAAGGAAUUGGUGAAUGUUUUUGAAGAAACAGGGGCAUCACAUAAGGAACAAAACAAUGUCCCUACUUCAGGAAGUAUACCUACCACUCCAAAAUCUCAGAAGAGGCAACUUGAACCUUCCACUCUUCAAAGCAUAGGCUCCAGGUCGCUUGAUAAAAUAACAGACAGGCAACUAGAAAAGACUCCACCUCUCUUACCUCAGGACAAAAUGGUCGUUUCUGAUAAGGAAGAAAGGACUUGCUCUGCUUCUAAGUCUGAACAAAUGCAUAACAGACCUUCAUCUUCAAAAACCUCGCUCUCCAGACCUGGCAGAAGACCCUUGGGAUUUUUGUCUUUAAUAUGUUCAAAGAGUAGUUUGGAGUCUGAUGAACCUACUCAGUUUCAUAAAAAGAAGCGCCCCAAGCCUCUUAUCCCUGUAGCAAGACAGAAUUUGAAAAGAUCGAACCCACCCAGUGAAAGCCAGAAAACAAACCCGGAGUCCUCUGAUGUGCUUCCAUCUUCAAGUGGUGCCAGUACUGCAUCUGAGAACCUCAACAGUCCGGCUGCAGCCUCUCAGGUUUCUUGUGACCAUCCCUUACUGGAAGAAAAAUGUAAAAGUGGCCCAAACCAGGCACCUGGGGAGGAGCCAACAACAGUGUCUGAGUAUUUCUUUGGUGAUAUCUUUAUUGAAGUGGAUGAAACAUAAUGAAAACCUUUUUCUUUUUUCUUUUUAAGCCUGAAAUUUCCAGGGUCCAGUCUCUCAUCAAAGCAGUAUUAGAAAAAAAGCAUCAAAAACUUUUCUACUUUCCUUUAGAUUGAUUUUGACUAUUUAAUGAGCUUGGUUUAGAAACUUUUAUAAUCAGUGAAAAACAUUGCCGAAGUUCUCAUUCUGAUAGAUUGAACCUUUUGGAAGCACCACGCCAUGAAGACUGGCUUUCUUAGACAGAAAUGGCGACUCUUGUUUACAUUUUAACUCUUCCUGUGCUGAGCACACGUGGACAUUUUAGAAUGUCAUGAGUGAUUAUCUUUAUAAAUCAUAGUGCUAACAUAUUUGGAGGUGGGUUGUGUUUAACUUCAUAUGUGAGGGUUUUUUUCUGUUUUUUUCUUUUUUUUUGUUUUUGUUUUUCUUGAUGAUGAAGGUCUUUUUAACUGAUAAUAUGGUAAAUGUUAAAAAAAAUUUCUAUUUUCAGCUAUUUGACUAAAAAAAUAAGUAUUUUUCUAACUCAUUUUGGUGUAAUAUUAGUCCUAAUUGAAAAGUUAGUAUUUAAAACUUAUUUAUAGAGAUAGAACAUCAAAAGACUUAUUUAUUUUUAAAGUUUUUAUUUAAAAGGAUAUUCAGUUUUAAUUAUAUUCAACCCUCAGAUUUUGGGUAAAGAAGGCAUUAACAAGUAUGUUUGUCUCCUUUCACUUAUUAAAUUUUAGGAUAUUUAAAGCAAUAUUACAGAAACGUUCUGAUAGUGUAUAUGUUUUGAACACAUUUUUUUUCCAUAGUGUAAUGACUUUGUACUGUGAAUUUUUUUUUUCAAUCUCAGGACUUGUAUGGGGAAAAAAAAACCUUAACUCCAUUUUAUAAAGCAACUAUCCAUACCAAAUUUAAUUUCUCAUCUGCACACACGUGUGCACGCACAGAGGGUUUUUUGUUUUUUCAAGAAAAAAAAAAUUUCUGAUUUUUUUUUCACCCAUUAAAUUUUACUUGAGGAGUAUUUAGAUUAUUUGUUUUGUUUUGUGAUUUUGGGUCAUACCCCAGAUGGGGCUUACAAGCUACUACCACCACAUUUCUCUGGGUUGUCUUAGGACUCUGCAGUACCGGGGAUUGAACCAGGCUCCCAGAUAUGAGACAUGUGCUCUGGCCCUUCAGGAUAUCUUCCCUGCCCCAUCAUUUUGAUUCUGUGAAACACAGACAUAAUUGGGAUGAUAACCAUAAGACUGUUAGUUAUCAUCAUCUGUGUAAAUUUAGAGUUUUUUCAUUUUAAGAUAUUUAUGAUUUACGGAUGCAACCUUAUUAUCCACCUAUGUAAAUCUUUGGUGUUUGGCAGUAAAUUUCUCAGAGUUAAUUUAUUUCAUUUGAUCAGGUCCCCUGGUUUGCAAAACACAGUAAACCAGGAGUCAAAAACAUUUUCCACAAGGUAUUUUUGAAUUUGUGAGCCAGAUGGUUUCUGUAGCAAAUCCUCAUUUCUGCUGUUUGUGUGAAAACAGUCACAAUUCUUUUUAAAUGAUGGAUAUGGCUGUAUUGAGUUUUCAGUGUGACCCUUACAUUACACAGUGGUUUUUAUACAUUAAGGUGCUGAUGUCUUAUAUUUAUCACUGAAGUUAGAAGUUUAAAUUGUGCCUAAAAAUUUAAACUCUGUUGAUUGCAUUAUGAAAUACUAAUCAGUAUUUCAAUUGAGAAAAUAUUUUAAAAUUUAGAUAAUUGUGUAUAUAGAAAAGAUGGGUCAUUCUCCAGAUACAUUGAUGAAAUAGGAUAACUCAGCAAGAAUAAAAGUGAUCAUAAUAUAUUCAAACAUUGAUACUAGAGCAUUUCCUUAUGGUAAAAUUUACAGUUUAAAACAUAAAGGCGGGUCUAUAAACCUGAAUGUUUGAAACCUCUCUCUAGGUAUUCAUUUAUUUAUUUCACAUUUUCUGUGUCAGAAAAAUCACGGUAGUAGAUCACAUUGCUAUUUUAACGCGUUUUUUUUUUUUUAUUUGCUUUUUGGGUCACACCCGGCAAUGCUCAGGGGUUACUCCUGGCUCUGCAUCUCAGAAAUUACUCCUGGCGGUGCUCGGAGGACCAUAUGGGAUGCUGGAAAUCGAACCCAGGUCGGCCGCGUGCAGGGCAAAUGCCCUACCCACUGUGCUAUUGCUCCAGCCCCUAAUGCUUCAUUUUUGACAUUAGAGAAUCAUUCUGAAAAGAUUCCUUUCUCUAGUACUAGUUUGGGUAUGAGAGUGCUACAACCAAGUCAUUAUUUUUUAAUCAUCUUUGUGUAAUUUUUUUUUAAUUUUGUUUACAUCUGUCUUGUUCAUCUAUAAGGAAUUAAUUUUAUGAAAUAUAUAAUUUCUCUCUGUAUAAAGAAUAAUUUUAUUUUUGGAGAUUAAUUGUAUUAAAUCAUGUCAGCUCGCUAAAUUAUCCUGUUAUAUCUUUAAAAUUAAUCUUGGAAGAAGAGAAAAUUAGUGUAUUUACUUUGUAAAAAGUGGUAAGACUUAUUCAUCUGAAAAAUUCGUGUAAAUUUAUGUAAAUGUUGCAAAAAUUUGUAUUUUAUAAAUCUUAAAGUUGAUAUUAUAGGUCUUUAUUUUUUCUUGACUUUUCCUUUUGAAUACUAUGUCUUAGCAAGUGAUCAGCUUAAGAAUUUAAAAGCCUAAUUGUUGGGAAAUGAUUGAGGCACAGAUAAAAAUAUGAGCAUCCACUGUUUACCACUAUGUUAUUUGACGUAGAAGUGACCAUGUAUAUACUAUCUUGCUUGAAGAAGUUUUUGACAAAAAAAAAAAAAGCAGUAUCUGUCAUUUGUAAAUUUUCUUGUUCUAAAGAAAGCAGUUAUGUCCUAUAAAGUAUGUAAAUAAAAGUUAUUUUAUACUACCUCUUUUUUGUUAUUUUCAAAUGACUGAAUAAAGAUAUUAAUGUUUAGUUAA
Molecule: messenger RNA, 11352 nt
Organism: Sorex araneus (European shrew)
Lineage: Eukaryota; Metazoa; Chordata; Mammalia; Eulipotyphla; Soricidae
Gene: BDP1
Product: B double prime 1, subunit of RNA polymerase III transcription initiation factor IIIB
Exons: 39
Coding region: 230-8455 (2741 amino acids)
Biological process (GO): RNA polymerase III preinitiation complex assembly
Cellular component (GO): transcription factor TFIIIB complex
Molecular function (GO): TFIIIC-class transcription factor complex binding
Source: RefSeq, a predicted model, not a curated record